Messenger RNA from Etheostoma spectabile (orangethroat darter), 1173 nucleotides. RefSeq lists its product as uncharacterized. The coding region runs from base 41 to 733 and encodes 230 amino acids. Lineage: Eukaryota; Metazoa; Chordata; Actinopteri; Perciformes; Percidae. The record is from RefSeq and is a predicted model, not a curated record. The transcript has 4 exons.
CUUGGAAAUAUUAGGUGUCUGGGGAGUUCAGUUGUCUUGGAUGCAGUCUCACCUGUCUCACAGUCAGCCAGAGAAGCAGAGAGGACAGGACCUACACCCGACUGAGAGAAACACAGCCUCUUUACUUCAACCUCAGGCGUACCAGUGGAGGACCCACAUGGCAGCCCUGGCAACUCUUUGCUUGCUGCUGGUGUUUCCACUGAGCAGCACCCAGAGCACCCUGCGGUCUGUGCAGGAGAUCAAUGCUCAUCAGGCCCCGGCAGCGCCACCUCCUCCUCUUCCACCACCACAUGUACGGGACCUACUCAGAAAAGAGGAAACCACUCACUUAAAUGCAAUGCAGACGUAUGCCUAUGUCGACAAAGAUAAUGCCAAAGUGGGUCUCUUCAUCGCUGCUGCCAUGGGAACCUUUGCUCUGAUGGCCGCGGUGUACUGUAUCUACAACAAGUUCUACACCAAACAUCAGUACCUGCACACCAAUCUCAAUGACGACUCAGAUUUAACUACAGACGCCACUGGCCCUCCCCCUGUGUUUUUCCACGGCUCUGCUGGCUCCAGUGCGGUAGAUGUGCAAAGAGCUGGUUAUGGCUCGCUCUCAGACACUCCAUCCAUCAUCUCCAUGCCACCCAGCCUGUCCCCUCCUCCCUCUGCCAUGCCCUUCCCUCCUGUCUUCCUCUCCUCUCACUCUCUGAGAACUAUAUCAGCCAGGGAUCUGGAGAAGAGCUGUAUCUGAUACUGAAUGCUUAGUAAGCAGUGUGAGACUUUUGAAUGACAGUAAAAAAAGUAGUUAUUUGAAUGUACACAUUGUUUUUCACUACGUAUGCCUAUUUGCAGGCACACGGCUUUGCACAUACAGCCCUACAGUAGGAACAACAGUAGGAAAAUGCAGAACAAUUAAUUUUUUUUGGAAACAUUUGGUGGUAGUCCUGAGCUGUGAAAGCAGAAGUAUCUCAUCCACCUGCUGCAAUUGCCCAAAUCUGUCACUUAUCAUUGACAACCAUAGACCCCCUGGCCUGUUGCCCCUUCACUGCCCAUAACCACCACCAAAUAUGAGCCAAACAUUUGCCUGUGCAUCACAACCAUUAGUAUAGUCAUUAACUAGACCUUUCCUGCACCUUAUCAAAUACUACCCAUCCUUUAGUAUGUGUCAAGUGUGGUACAAGAAAUAAUAAA